CUUAUCUUUCGACAUUACUCUCGCUCUCUCUCUCUCUCUCUCUCUCUCUCUCCCACCUCCUGCUUUCCUUUUCUCUCUUCUUGCUCUUCAAUCUCGGGAGAGAAUAAACAAAAUCGAAAAUCCAGAAAAUGGGCGCAACAGAUAAUCAGGGUUCGUUUCUGAACCGAAUCAGCAUCCGAAGAAACCAGGUGGUGUCCAUGGACGGAAACCACGAACAGGAGCUCGAAGACCUUGAACACUUCCAAAAGGACGUCGCGGAUCGCUUCUCCGAUCUCCUAUCUCCGCCGGAGGACUACCCUUCCGGCCCGAUUUUAUCAAUCGCUUGGGUCCGGAAGCUCCUCGACGUCUUCCUUUGCUGUGAGGCUGAGUUCAAAGCCGUUCUGUUGAUGGGUCGAGACCCAUCACAGAUUACCAAGGCCCCGCUCGACCGGCUCGUCCCCGAGUUUUUGGACCGCGUUGUCAAAGCACUGGACAUUUGCAACGCGGUCUCACACGGAAUCGAGUCGGUCAGGCAUUUUCAGAAGCUGGCUGAGAUUGCGGUCUCAGCUUUGGAACAGAGGCCACUUGGUGACGGCCAGGUGCGAAGAGCGAAAAGGGCGUUGCUUUCUCUGGUGACGGCGAUGGCGGUGGAGGACAAGGAAGGAGGAGCAAACAAAGCAACCGAGAGAUCUUGGUCUUUCGGUCGCAGACAGGGUGUUUCCGCCCCAAGUAAAGACCGAGCUGUCGGGCAUUUUCGGGCCUUGUCGUGGGGAAUGUCGAAAGGCUGGUCGGCAGCAAAGCAAAUUCAAGCGAUAUCGAGCAAUUUGGUGGCACCGAAAGGCAAUGAGGCCUCUGGGUUGGCUCAGCCGGUGUAUAUAAUGAGUGCGAUCAUGUUGUCUGUGAUGUGGAUGUUGGUGACGGCGAUUCCGUGCCAAGAGAGAACCGGGUUGAUAACUCACUUUCCGGUCCCGAGGAAUUUGUCCUGGGCGCAGUCCAUGAUCAGCCUUCAGGAGAAGAUCGCCGAGGAGUGGAAGAAGAAAGAGAAGAAGGGGUCGGCAGGAUUGCUUGAGGAGAUGCAGAGGAUGGAGAAAUUGGGGCAGUCUUUGAUUGAAUUUGCAGACUCGUUUCAGUUCCCCGCGGAGGCGGAGAAGCUGGAGGAGGUGGCGGCGCAGGUGGCAGAGCUGGCGGAGAAUUGUAGGAGGAUGGAGGAGGGUUUGGUGCCUUUGCAGCUGCAGAUCAGAGAGUUGUUUCAUAGGGUGGUGAGGAGCAGGACCGAGGUGCUUGAGGUGUUGGACCAAGGCGGGAAACACUCUGCGCCCAUCAUGUAACUUGUUCUUCGGCGUCAUAUUGCUCAAUGAGCCAUGAACAACUGGAAGAUUGUUUUAUUUUUUUGAUCUUGGAAAGUGGAUUAGUUUAGUUAUUAAAGGGGUUUCUUCUUGUAGGAGUAUAUAUAGCUAAUAGCCUAAUGGCUUCAGUCUAUAAGAUUGUGCCCAAGUAUAUGCUUUGCUUACCUACUCUCUUUUUUUUCUCCAUGUUUUUGUGUUAAUUUUUGUUUAUUUGAGUAUACAACUCGAAUUGAAAAGAGAAAAUGUACAUACCCAAUUCAGUUGGUGUUUUCUCUUUUCUGUUUGAUUAAAUUUGAAAUCAUCAAAGAUUCAGUGGUUCUUCA
Messenger RNA from Malus domestica (apple), 1648 nucleotides. RefSeq names its product protein ROH1A-like. Lineage: Eukaryota; Viridiplantae; Streptophyta; Magnoliopsida; Rosales; Rosaceae. The record is from RefSeq and is a predicted model, not a curated record.